AUGAGCACGGACAAAGAGCCCGCAAAGGGUUCCAAGUCCUCCCACAACGGCGACAACGGGGGGCCCGAUAAAGGUAAAGGAAAAGCGCGAGCAUCCUCCUACGAGUCUACCCAAGCUUACUCCACCUCCCCUACCGACGACGCCGACUACGAAGACGACGACCCCCGAGCCAGCCAGAUCGGCCGCUUCGCGCGCACCAGAUCAACUACACCAGGCCGCUCACCAUCCGGCACCUACGCUUGCCCGCAGUGUUCCCGAACCUACGCGCGCGCCGACGGCCUAAAUCGACAUGUUAAGAACGUGCACGACACCGCGCAGCGCAAAUUUUACCAGUGCCCCCACUGCCCUCACUCCUCCGUCCGCUCAGACAACCUCGCCAAGCACAUCCGGAACAAGCACGGCGUGGGUAGCGAGAGGAUCACGUGCCAGUUGGACGACUGCGACGUUGGGGUGCUGAGGGCGGACAAGUACCUCGUGCACGUGGCGGACGUGCACGCCGAUGACAUUGGGGAGAUUCUAUACGAGACGGGGAAGAAGGCGUAUUACGGGAGGCGGGAGGAUAAGGACGAGACUGAGGAUGAGGGGUACGGCGAGGAGAGUGACGAGAGCGAGGACGAAUACGCGGACGAGGAUGAGUACGAUGUGGAUUAUGAGUAG
Molecule: messenger RNA, 657 nt
Organism: Didymosphaeria variabile
Lineage: Eukaryota; Fungi; Ascomycota; Dothideomycetes; Pleosporales; Didymosphaeriaceae
Exons: 3
Coding region: 1-657 (218 amino acids)
Biological process (GO): regulation of transcription by RNA polymerase II
Cellular component (GO): chromatin
Molecular function (GO): RNA polymerase II cis-regulatory region sequence-specific DNA binding; DNA-binding transcription factor activity, RNA polymerase II-specific
Source: RefSeq, a predicted model, not a curated record